Molecule: messenger RNA, 3946 nt
Organism: Acipenser ruthenus (sterlet)
Lineage: Eukaryota; Metazoa; Chordata; Actinopteri; Acipenseriformes; Acipenseridae
Product: lysosome-associated membrane glycoprotein 2-like
Exons: 9
Coding region: 173-1429 (418 amino acids)
Cellular component (GO): membrane
Source: RefSeq, a predicted model, not a curated record
UUCCCCUUGCGUACUGCCGCAGCGCUGAUCCCGGUUGGAAGUUUGGAAAAAAAAUCAUGUGACUUUCAUUUCCUGCUCUUUCAAGUCAGAUCAGUCAGAUCAGUCGCAGCAGCGGAUCCUCGGUUACUCUCUCUCUCUGUAUUCCGCACAAGCUCCCUUUUCAAAAACCGAUAUGUACAGCUGCAUUGGCCUAGCUUUCCUUUUGCUUUUAGGCUGUGGUGUCCUACAGUCUGAUGCAACUGUAGCAGAAGUUUUAGAUCAGAACAACAAGACAUGCAUCUACGCUGAAAUGAUGGUGAAUUUCACGGUUCAGUAUGAGACCAGCAAUUCUACACUUAGCACUGCAGAAUUUGUCCUGCCAACAAAUGUAACAACAGCAGGAAGCAUCUGUGGCAAUAAGACGGUCACCCCUUUUUUAAAAAUCAGUUUUGGGAAUGGCCACUAUUGGAGCAUUAACUUCACACACAGCAAUACUUCGUACCAUGGAGAUGUUUUUAUCUUCGGCUAUAAUGUCAGUGACAGCACCAUCUUUCAUAAUGCCUCUCAAAAAGGUGUUAUCAAGGUUGUGGCCAAUGAUACAAUGCCACCUGUGCCCAUGGAUCACUACUACAGAUGUAUGAGUGAUGACGUUUUUAAGCAAGGCAAUGUCACGCAGACCUUUUGGAACGUCAGUAUUCAAGCUUACAUUAAAGAUGGAAAUCUAAGUGAAAAUGCCACUGUGUGUAGUGCUGAUACCCCGACCACUGUAGCUCCAGUGACAAAUAUAACGACUAUAGCUCCAGUGACGAAUGUAACAACUGCGGCUCCCACCACUACUCCUAAGCCAACUCCAACCCCAAAACCAGAUAAGGAAACCUACAAGGUUUCCAGGGGCAAUGACACAUGCCUGAUUAUCACCAUGGGACUGCAGCUCAACUACAGCACCAGUGCCCAGGCACCGUGGGAAGUGAAGAACAUUGACCCCAAUGUAACCACUGCGUCAGGAACCUGUGGGAAUGACACCUCCACCAUAACGCUGAAUGAGAACAACACCAUUUAUCUUGUUUUCUCCUUCGCUAAACACAGUUCAAAGACAUUCUAUCUUAAAGGAGUGAAUGUAACCACAAUUGUCAAUGGCUCUGCACAACAACUUGGAAUUAACAACAAUCUAAGUUACUGGGAGGCAACCCUGGGCAGCUCCUACAUGUGCAACAAGGACCAGGUGUUCAAGGUUACUGACAAGCUCUUCAUCAACACAUAUGAUCUGAGGGUGCAGCCUUUCAACGUGACCAACGGAGAAUAUUCUACAGCCCAUGAGUGCUCACUGGACGACAGCAGCCUUCUGAUUCCAAUCAUUGUUGGCGCUGCCCUGGCAGGCUUGAUUGUCAUUGUUGUGAUUGCUUAUUUGAUUGGUAGAAGAAAGACCUACGUCGGAUAUCAAACCCUUUAAAGUGAUGAAAAUCAUGAAACCAGCUAAUCACCCCGAUGGUUUCGUUCUGCAAUCUCACAAAAUCACUUUGUGUUUUUUUCUUUUUUUUUUUCACUCCACGGAGCAAGUGCAGGUUCUGUUUUUGUAAUUGACCAGUCUGAGCUAAACUUUCUUCAGACAAACGGGCUAGAUCUUUGACUUGUAGUAUGGAAAUGUGCAGAACAGUUGAUCAGCUGCAAUCAUUAAAAGUAUGAAUCUCUUGAACUUAAGCAGAGUGUUAAAUAUUACCCACAGCUCUUUAUUUUUUUUUAAUGACUUGAUUAACCACUUAUAACCCACAAUAUUUUUAACAAUCUGCGAGAUACAUUGAACCUGCACUUGUCUCCUGUAUAGUUAGCCCUUUGUUUUAAUUUCUUUAAUUCAUCCGUGUACAUCUAUAACUCAACCUUUAUUUUUUAGCAUCUCUACACUUAAAUUUGGAAGUUGUACAUGUUAUUUUAUUUCACUAUAUACUGUAAUAAAAAAAUAUAUAAAGGGUGUUUGCCACUGUAUCCAUGCUGCAAAUAUAUAAUAGACAAACAAUAGUGAAUUGGCCAUGUCUAUAUUUAGUUUAGCCUCCCUGAUAUGGGAGAGCAGAGUACUGCAGAUGAGGAUACUUUGCUACAAAAACACUCCUGUGCAAUUGUAGGGCAUUGUUCAUUGCUUUCCUACUGUCAUGUGCACUUUUGAAGCUGGCUUAACUUUAAGCUUACCAAAUUCCUAAUGUGGUGGUGUAUUUUGUAAUAUUAAAAUAUACGACAAGACUAGAAGUCAUUGUCGUCUUUUGAUGUAACAAUGACAACAAAAAUAAUCAAAACAGUAAAAAGCUGUGUAGCCAGUGUUCAGAUCUAGCUUUAUUUCAGUAUAGCACUGCAGUUACACUCUGUAAAUAGAGAGAGGUUAAUGUGUUUUAUAUGUAUUGAAGGAUUGUUUUGGUUGUUUGGUGCCGACCCAAACGCUUCUCACUCUGGCACAAAUGCGGAACGUGAAGGUUGAGUUAUAGCUUUUGAAAUGUUGCAGUGACCUGCUGGAAUUUGGUUGAAAAGGGACUUCUCAUAGUAACUAGCAAAUAUUAGCCUUUAUUACCAUGAUCCCUUUUAAAUAGAUAGAUACAGUUUAACACCUCCUUAUUCUAAAUUUGAUUUGACAUGAAAUGCACUUACUUGCUUUAACACAGAUGUCAUUCGUAACAUUUCAUAAUGUGUUUAAAAUAGCUGCUGCUGCUUUUAUGAUGCCAGCAUGCCUCACUGCAACAUUUAGUCUUUUGAUUAGGGAGAAACAUAUUUAAACUGGUCCAGUUCCAGCCAACCAUGGGAUCAUAAAAGGAAUUUGUGUGUUUUUUGUCUGCACAUGUAUAUAUUCGUUUUUGCACGGAUCUUGUGUCAUGUGUUCUUGCAGUGACCAGUGCGCUGAUGCCUUUCUGUUUUUUCUUUUGCAAUAUUUCUAAAUCGUAUAAAGUAACUUGCAUGCCCCAUUUCCACACUGUUUUAAGGGAAUAUUAAACGUACAGGGUCCUUAAUUGCUAGGCAAGGUCGUAACGGUUUUGUUGCAGGAGUUGCUGUGUUCACUUUAUUGCAGCCAGCGCUUGGUGAACCUGUUUCAGUACUGUAAGUUUUCACUUAAACUGUUCAGGGGUCCUUGAGAAUACUAAUUUUCCAUUCUGUGUUUUAACACUUAUUACUUUUACAGCUGUAAGAUUUGCAGGGUAAAGUAACUGACUUUCUAUAUAUCCAUGUCACAGUACACAAAUUCUGUCCCUGUUUAAACAGAUCAGUCAUUUAGCAGCUGUCAUAAGAUACUGCUGUUCAGUUUUGACAUGUAUUGCCCUUUUAGUGUUUUUAUGGAUAUUGUUUUUAUUACAAAGGCUGUACAAAACAAGAAGGGAUAUACAUUUAUUUGACUGCAUAUCCUUGCAAAUCUCUGUGCACAAAAUAUCUCAACUCAUCUGUUGCUGUUGCAAUGCCAGUCUAACCUGUGCUUUAUUUAAAGUCCGCGUUCCUAUGGUAACCGAGCAGAACGGGGGACCAGUCUCUUUGUUACUGAUUUCAUCACUUUGUUGAAUACAAAAGGGUGCAGCUUUUGAAUACAAAAGUGCUCCUCUUCUCCAGUGAAUACGAAUCUUAAGAGCUGAGGUUGUAAAAAUGUUUGGCAAGUGUUCAUAGGAAAGGCAUACAGGUGGUCACACCUUUUUUUAAAUUGUUGCUUUGCAUCAGCCUGAACUUUUAGAAAGUGCUCUGGGGGCCUUGGCUCUCAUUAAUCUUGGUUGUAUUGUGCUUUUUGAAGUUUGCAUUUAGCUCUAAAACUUGGAUUAUGUGUGCAGUGUUGACUCUGCUUUUGGGAAUAUAAUGUAGCUCAAUGUUUGUUUCAUUUUAACGUUAAGAUGGAUUUUCCUUGUAGAAAUGCAUUUUGAGUCUUGCACAAGGUUGCUUUCCUCCCCUGAAGAAUCUGACACCUUUUUUUUGUACAUAAGUUGCCCUAAUAAAAACUUUAGAGACUGUU